AUGACCGUCACUGUUCUGCCACCAGCUGUAUUCCCAACAGCUGGAACCGACCAGGAGAAAAUCAAACGCCUCAUCCCAAAAGAUCUCAACUUUUCUCUGCUCCCAAAGCUCUACGACUCGACGCAGCUCAAGAAGAACAUACUGGACCAAUGUCACAUCCCGAUAGAGCAAAUUGAAGAUGUUUAUCCAUGUACCAGUGCCCAAGAGGCCCUCGUGGCCUUGUCCAUGAGCAAUCCAAAUGCUUAUGUUGCGCGCUAUGUAUAUCGCUUAGCAACAGACACAGAGUCAACUCGGUUAGAAGCAGCAGUGAAGACCGUCGUCCUAGCUCAUACAAUCCUCCGUACCCGAGUCAUUCAAAGCGCUACUCAGGGCUCCCUCCAAGUCGUCGUCAACGCAGCUGUCCGCUUAGUGCAAGCGGAAGGACUUGACCAAUAUAUCCAGCGAGACAUACAGUCCCCCAUUACCCCAGGAGACCCUUUAUUACGCCUAGCCCUUGUUUAUGAGCCGGGUAUGAAAGAGACUUUCUUCGUUGUGACAAUUCACCACGCUUUGUACGAUGACUGGUCUUUGAAUCAAGUCCUACAUGAGAUUGAAGCAGCCUAUGCGGAACAGACCAUAGUUCCGCGACUUUUCUCUCACUUCACAUUAUAUGCAAAUCAAAAUGGACAAUCCCUGGCGUCCGAACAAUACUGGUCAAAUUUCCUCGAGGGAGCUCAGCCUUGCCGAUUUCCUCAGCUUCCUCACGACUCCUAUACACCGACAGGCCGUUCUUUAAUUGAGACUUCCGAGGAAAUUGCAGAUUUUCACUGGCCUGAAUCUGCUCAGACUGCGGCUGUUGAGCUGGCUUGGGCUCUCACCUUAUCUCGAUAUGUCUCUUCGUAUGACCUUACUUUUGGGGUUACCUUUACGGGACGCCGAGCUUCAUUGCCCGGGAUUGGCGCCAUGUCCGGCCCAACAAUUGCCACCGUGCCACGACGCAUUCGCCUCAACCCAACCGAGUCUGUUGAUGCUACUUUGGAUCGUCUAGAGCUAGAAGAGCGUCAUAUGACACCGUUCGAGCAACGUGGACUUUAUCAGAUUCGCCAAUUGGGUGGUGAUGCUGCUACAGCCUGUCAAUUCAACAAUCUACUCGUCAUCCAGGCCCCUCCUCAACAUAAAUAUACCAGAAUGGUUGAUGUGACGAACCAGCAAGAAAGCUUGGCCAAUCAUGCCACUUUCGGCACUUAUGCAUUGACCUGGGUCUGUGAUUUGCGGCCGGAUGGUGUGCGGUUGCAAGCAGUAUUUGAUGAUAAUGUUAUUCCUCCUCGUCAAAUGCAUCGUUUGAUGCGACAGUUCGUUCAUGUCCUGAAGACAAUUGUUUCCAAACGUCACCAAUUUCAGGUGGAACAAUUGCUUGGCUUAUGCCCUGAGGACAGAGCGGAACUUUAUGAAUGGAACAAUGUUGUCCCUGAAACAACCCAUCUGCUUCUUCCGGAACUAAUUGCACGAAACUGUGCCAGGAACCCGGAUAGUAUGGCUGUCUGUGCGUGGGAUGGUGUAUUCCGCCGAGGAGAAUUGCACAAAAUGGCCACCAGAGUUGCUCAACGUCUUCGCUAUCUUGGGGUCGGGUCGGAGACAUUUGUCCCCUUGCUCUUCAACAAGUCCAAAUGGACCUCUUUGGCUGUUCUUGCCACCUUAGAGGCUGGAGCUGCUUUUGUUCUGCUUGAUCCCUCUCUUCCUCUCCAUCGGCUACGCACCAUUUGCCGUCUGAUGAAAGCGACCUGUAUUAUCACUUCGUCUGACCUGGUAAGCACUUCGGUCAAGCUAGCUACCGCCGUCAUUGCGUUGGAAGAUGAAAGCCCAAUCCUAAGUGAAGACGCCCCGAGGGGAGCUUCUCUUGGUACCGUCGCAUCUCAUCACGCUUUGUAUGGAGUUUUCACCUCUGGAUCAACUGGAACACCCAAAGGUGUAGUGAUCGAGCAUGGCGCCUUCGCUACUAGCAUCAAGGCCUACUUGGAAAAAAUUCCUAUGGGCGAAGAUGUACGCGCCUUGCAAUUUGCCUCCUACAGCUUUGAUGUCAGCGUGUCGGACAUUCUUCUCAGCUUAGUAUCCGGAGCUUGCUUAUGUGUGCCAUCAGAGUCAGAACGCAAAGGCGCUUUGGAGGAUGCAGUGUCCAAAUACAAUGUGAACUGGGCAGAUCUCACACCAUCUUUGCUUCGGCGCUUUCGUCCAGAGCAAAUGCCUAGCCUACGGACGGUUAUUCUAGGCGGCGAGCCCUUGUCAGGAGCCCUUGUACGUACCUGGGCCCCGCACGUGCGGCUAUUGAACAUCUAUGGACCUGCUGAGUGCUGUGUGCUCUCGACGGUGCAAGACGACAUCCAUGAGAAGAUAGAUCCCCGUGACAUUGGCGUGGGUGUUGGUACCGUUUGUUGGGUCCUCGAUCCAGAUAGCCAUGAACGCUUGAUGCCCAUAGGUGCCGUCGGUGAACUCUAUCUUGAAGGGCCUACCGUUGGACGCGGCUAUCUAGAUGACAUGGAACGCACUGUCGCAACUUUCGUCAAGCCUCCCUCUUGGCUAAAGGAGAUACGAGAGGACCUCAGACAGGCCGCUCCUCAAAAUCGGAUCUACAAGACCGGGGAUCUGGUUCAGUACACCGCCGAGGGCUCACUUCUAUACGUUGGACGCAAGGACAAGCAGAUUAAGCUGCAUGGACAACGAAUUGAACUUGGAGAAGUUGAAUUCCAUGUUCAAAAUGCCUUUUCCAGUGCCUUUGAAGUUGUGGCCGAUGUGGUCGACUUGUCUGACGGCAAGAAACUGGUGGCCUUUGUUCAGAUGCCUGGCCCGGCCGAUGAUGACGCUAUGAUUGGAGAUAUCAUUCUUUCGCCUGUUGCAACUUGGCAACAAGACUUGGAUCAUGUCCAGCAGACCUUGCGGCAAUUUAUUCCAGAAUUCAUGAUACCAUCAACUUUCUUUUCUAUAGCCGAAAUCCCUGUUACACUUUCCGGAAAGAUUGAUCGAUCCCGACUUCAGGAAGCAGCCGCCGGAUUGUCCCGUGAACAGCUUCAGAAUUAUCGACCGGGCAAGCGCGGCCCCAAGCGCCCCGUUACCAGCGACAUGGGCCGCCGGAUACAAGCUCUCUGGGCCGAGGUACUUCGUUUGAACCCAGACGACAUUGGAGCCGACGAUGGAUUCUUUCAACUAGGGGGAGACUCAAUCACCGCCAUGACCCUCUCUGGAGCAGCCAGGAUGCAAGGGUUGAGUCUGUCUGCCUCCGAUCUAUUCCAGAACAAAGCCCUCGAAGAGAUAGCCGAGCAUGUUUAUUUCAACGGCGCUGGGAAGACACCAAGUCAAAAUACACUUAUUGACUGGGCAGCUGAAACAGCCCUCGCGCCCCGUCUUGAGGGACUCAACAUCUUCAAUGAUGACUCUCAGCGCCGUCCGGCUAUUGCAUUGACUGGCGGUACGGGCUUUCUGGGCAAUGAAUUGCUGCGCCAAUUAAUAUCAGACGAUCGAAUCGAUCGAAUUCAUUGCUUGGCUGUGCGCAAUCCCUCCAGGAUAAUUUCCAGCAAGAAGAUAACAACACAUUUGGGAGAUCUUUCUCAAUUAAGGCUUGGUUUAUCGCCUGAGACUGCCAAAGACGUUAUGCAAUCAUGUCGCGCCAUCAUCCAUUGCGGUGCUGAUGUCUCUUUUGCCAAAGAUUAUCGUCUACUCCAUGGGACGAACGUUCAGUCAACGCGAGAAAUCGCAGAGCUGGCCGUAUUCCACGGCGUGCCCAUUCAUUUUGUAUCCACUGCCGCGCUGGCACAUUUUACGGACGGAGGGAUUUCAAAUGGCUAUCUGGCUUGCAAAUGGGUCAGUGAGAUCACGCUGGAACGAGUGCACAUGAAGUAUCAAAUCCCCGUGACUAUCUAUCGCGCUUCUAGCAUUGUCGGAGCCAACGCUCCGGCAACAGACCUUACCAACGCAGUCUUGCAAUGGUGCCGGUUAAUGCAUUCCGUUCCAGAUUUAAGUCAUUGCCCAGGAUUUGUCGACUUGAUACGCGUCGAAACUGUGGCGGCCGAUAUUUUACACGUUGUUCUGGACCAACCGUCGUCGCUGCCAGGAAAGGUUUCGUAUGUCCACGAAUCCGGUGAGACUGUCUUCCCUGCUUCUCAGCUCAAAAGCCACAUUGAGAGUGAGGUGGGCGUGCCUGUUCACGAGGUAGCUCUUUCUGUUUGGCUAAAGGAAGCCCGUCAGCGGGGGAUGCUGGAUAUCCUAGCUCGCUUUUUGGAGACUCAGUCCUCAGACAGUGUGGACAUUGCACUUCCUCAGGUGCAAAGCCGUCGUUCCCGAGCGGCUUGA
Penicillium lagena is the source of this 4320-nucleotide messenger RNA. RefSeq names its product nonribosomal peptide synthase. The transcript is spliced from 2 exons. Lineage: Eukaryota; Fungi; Ascomycota; Eurotiomycetes; Eurotiales; Aspergillaceae. The record is from RefSeq and is a predicted model, not a curated record. Gene Ontology annotation, molecular function: phosphopantetheine binding; catalytic activity. The coding region runs from base 1 to 4320 and encodes 1439 amino acids. Gene Ontology annotation, cellular component: cytoplasm. Gene Ontology annotation, biological process: amino acid activation for nonribosomal peptide biosynthetic process; secondary metabolite biosynthetic process.